Mus pahari (shrew mouse) is the source of this 9756-nucleotide messenger RNA. It is a transcript of the gene Igsf9b, whose product is annotated as immunoglobulin superfamily member 9B. Gene Ontology annotation, molecular function: protein binding. The coding region runs from base 227 to 4540 and encodes 1437 amino acids. Gene Ontology annotation, biological process: cell-cell adhesion. Lineage: Eukaryota; Metazoa; Chordata; Mammalia; Rodentia; Muridae. The record is from RefSeq and is a predicted model, not a curated record. The transcript is spliced from 20 exons.
GCUCUGCCUCGGUUGGCAGUGCAGGUGCCGCUGCGCCGGGGCCCGGGAGGCUGCGCGCGCCGAGACGAGCGGAGUCAGGGAGGGAUGGAGAGCGGGCCGCCCGGGUUACAGGAGCACCGGCAAGGGGCGUAGGCGGGCGAGAAGCGGGCGCUGAGGCACGAGAAGUGUGCAGACGCAGGAGCACUUUGCGAUAGGAUGAGGCUCUUGGCUGGCGCGCGGUAGUACUAUGAUUUGGUAUGUGGCCACUUUGAUAGCAAGUGUGAUCAGCACCCGAGGUCUUGUGGCUCAAGGUGCCCACGGCCUGCGAGAGGAACCCGAGUUUGUGACUGCUCGAGCCGGCGAAGGUGUGGUUCUGCGAUGCGACGUAAUCCACCCAGUGACAGGACAGCCCCCACCCUAUGUUGUAGAGUGGUUCAAGUUUGGGGUCCCCAUCCCUAUCUUCAUCAAGUUUGGCUACUAUCCCCCACAUGUGGACCCUGAGUAUGCAGGCCGGGCCAGUCUUCAUGAUAAAGCAUCUUUGCGGCUGGAGCAGGUGCGCUCUGAGGACCAGGGUUGGUACGAGUGCAAAGUACUCAUGCUGGACCAGCAGUAUGACACAUUCCACAACGGCAGCUGGGUCCAUCUCACCAUUAACGCCCCUCCCACCUUUACAGAAACACCCCCCCAGUACAUCGAGGCCAAGGAAGGUGGAAGUAUUACCAUGACUUGUACUGCUUUCGGGAACCCUAAGCCCAUCGUCACCUGGCUCAAGGAAGGGACCCUCCUCGGUGCUAGUGCAAAGUAUCAGGUGAGUGACGGUAGCCUAACCGUGACGUCAGUCAGUCGGGAGGACAGAGGCGCCUAUACGUGUCGAGCAUAUAGCAUCCAGGGUGAGGCUGUGCACACCACCCAUCUGCUUGUUCAAGGGCCUCCCUUCAUUGUUUCCCCUCCUGAGAACAUCACCGUCAACAUCUCCCAGGAUGCUCUGCUUACCUGCAGGGCAGAGGCGUAUCCCGGCAACCUCACCUACACCUGGUACUGGCAGGAUGAGAACGUCUACUUCCAGAAUGACCUGAAGCUAAGGGUGCGGAUCCUGAUUGACGGGACCCUGAUCAUCUUCCGAGUGAAGCCAGAGGAUGCUGGGAAGUAUACCUGUGUCCCUAGCAACAGCCUGGGGCGCUCCCCCUCUGCCUCAGCGUACCUGACUGUGCAGUACCCAGCCCGUGUCCUCAACAUGCCCCCUGUAAUUUAUGUGCCCGUGGGAAUCCAUGGCUAUAUCCGCUGUCCUGUGGAUGCAGAGCCACCUGCUACUGUGGUGAAGUGGAAUAAGGAUGGUCGGCCCCUGCAGGUAGAGAAGAACUUGGGUUGGACCUUGAUGGAGGAUGGCUCUAUUCGCAUUGAGGAGGCCACAGAGGAGGCUCUUGGCACUUACACCUGUGUGCCUUACAACACCUUGGGGACCAUGGGCCAGUCUGCCCCUGCACGGCUUGUCCUGAAGGAUCCCCCGUAUUUCACGGUGCUACCCGGCUGGGAAUACAGGCAGGAGGCUGGCCGGGAGCUGCUCAUCCCCUGUGCAGCUGCAGGGGACCCCUUCCCCGUCAUCACCUGGAGGAAGGUAGGGAAGCCCAGCAGAAGCAAGCACAACGCACUGCCCAGCGGGAGUCUCCAGUUUCGUGCCCUGAGUAAGGAGGACCACGGGGAGUGGGAAUGUGUUGCCACCAAUGUGGUCACAAGCAUCACUGCCAGCACCCACCUCACUGUCAUCGGCACCAGUCCCCAUGCCCCAGGCAAUGUCCGGGUCCAUGUCUCCAUGACAACUGCCAACGUGUCCUGGGAGCCAGGCUAUGAUGGAGGCUACGAGCAGACAUUCUCAGUUUGGAUGAAGCGGGCUCAGUUUGGGCCCCACGACUGGCUGUCCUUGUCAGUGCCACCGGGCCCCAGCUGGUUGCUGGUAGACAGCCUGGAGCCCGAGACCGCAUACCAGUUCAGUGUCCUGGCCCAGAACAGGCUGGGAACCAGCGCCUUCAGUGAGGUGGUCACUGUGAACACUUUAGCAUUCCCUGUUACAACUCCAGAACCCCUGGUGCUGGUGACCCCACCAAGGUGCCUCACAGCCAACCGGACCCAGCAGGGUGUGCUCCUGUCCUGGCUCCCUCCUGCCAACCACAGCUUCCCCAUCGACCGCUAUAUCAUGGAGUUCCGGGUUGGGGAGCGCUGGGAGAUGCUGGAUGACGCCAUUCCAGGCACUGACGGAGAUUUUUUUGCCAAGGAUCUGUCACAGGAUACCUGGUAUGAGUUCCGGGUUUUGGCUGUCAUGCAGGAGCUGAUCAGCGAGCCCAGCAACAUCGCCGGCGUCUCCAGCACAGACAUCUUCCCACAGCCAGACCUGACCGACGAUGGGCUGGCCCGGCCAGUGUUGGCUGGGAUAGUGGCCACCAUCUGCUUCCUGGCGGCUGCCGUCCUCUUCAGCACUCUGGCUGCCUGCUUUGUCAACAAGCAGCGUAAGCGCAAACUCAAGCGGAAGAAAGAUCCUCCGCUCUCCAUCACUCACUGUAGGAAGAGUCUUGAGUCUCCCUUGUCCUCUGGCAAGGUGAGCCCCGAGAGCAUCCGCACACUCCGAGCCCCGUCUGAAUCCUCUGACGACCAGGGCCAGCCUGCGGCCAAGAGGAUGCUGAGCCCUACAAGGGAGAAAGAGCUGUCCCUGUACAAGAAAACCAAGAGGGCUAUCAGCAGCAGGAAGUAUAGUGUGGCCAAGGCUGAGGCCGAAGCUGAGGCCACCACACCCAUUGAACUGAUCAGUAGAGGCCCGGAUGGCCGCUUUGUCAUGGGCCCAUCGGAGAUGGAGCCCUCUGUGAAGGGCCGUCGAAUCGAGGGCUUCCCCUUCGCUGAGGAGACGGACAUGUACCCUGAGUUCCGGCAGUCCGAUGAGGAGAAUGAAGACCCACUGGUGCCCACGUCUGUGGCUGCUCUGAAGCCUCAGCUGACCCCAAUGUCUUCCAGCCAGGACCCUUACCUACCACCACCAGCAUACAGUCCUCGGUUCCAGCCUCGUGGGCUCGAGGGCCCGAGCGGACUGGGAGGACGACUCCAGGCUACUGGCCAAGCGAGGCCUCCUGCCCCUCGGCCCUUCCAGCACGGCCAGUAUUAUGGGUACCUCAGCAGCAGCAGCCCUGGGGAGGUGGAGCCUCCACCCUUCUAUAUGCCAGAAGUGGGCAGCCCCUUGAGCUCAGUCAUGUCAUCCCCACCCCUGCACACCGAGGGGCCUUUUGGCCACCCCACCAUCCCUGAGGAAAACGGAGAGAAUGCUUCUAACAGCACUUUGCCCUUGACUCAGACACCUACAGGAGGGCGCUCCCCUGAGCCCUGGGGCCGGCCAGAAUUUCCCUUUGGGGGACUGGAGACCCCAGCUAUGAUGUUCCCCCACCAGCUGCACCCCUGUGAUGUGGCCGAGAGUUUGCAACCCAAGGCCUGCCUGCCCCGAGGACUGCCCCCAGCUCCCCUCCAGGUGCCUGCUGCCUAUCCGGGCAUGCUAUCUCUGGAGGCACCAAAGGGCUGGGUAGGCAAGUCACCUGGCAGGGGUCCCAUCCCGGCGCCCCCUGCCACCAAGUGGCAGGAAAGACCUAUGCAACCUCUGGUCAGCCAAGGGCAGCUAAGACAUACCAGCCAAGGUAUGGGGAUACCGGUGUUGCCUUACCCGGAGCCAGCCGAGCCCGGGGGGCACGGUGGCCCCAGCACGUUUGGCCUGGACACCCGGUGGUAUGAGCCGCAGCCUCGGCCCCGGCCCAGCCCCCGGCAGGCCCGGCGUGCCGAGCCCAGUUUACAUCAAGUGGUGCUACAGCCCUCUCGGCUCUCACCUCUGACCCAAAGCCCCCUUAGUUCCCGCACUGGCUCCCCUGAGCUCGCUGCUCGUGCCCGACCUCGACCAGGCCUCCUGCAGCAGGCAGAGAUGUCCGAGAUCACCCUGCAGCCGCCAGCCGCGGUCAGCUUCUCUCGCAAGUCAACGCCAUCGUCCACGGGAUCUCCUUCACAGAGCAGCCGCAGUGGGAGCCCCAGCUACAGACCCACAAUGGGCUUCACUACUCUGGCCACGGGCUACCCUUCUCCUCCACCUGGCCCUGCCCCUCAGGCACCAGGGGACAGCUUGGAUGUGUUUGGACAGACGCCUUCCCCUCGGAGGAUGGGGGAGGAGCCACUCCGGCCAGAGCCCCCAACAACCUUACCUACUUCAGGAAUACUUCCACCUGCACCCGGGAACGCUGCCGUGCCUGAGAGGCUGGAGGCUCUGAGAUACCAACGGAUAAAGAAGCCCAAAAAGUCAUCCAAGGGCUCUUCGAAGUCAAAGAAACGAUCCGACGGUUCUGCCUCCCAGGCUCAGCAGCUUCCCAGCUCUCAGGUUCUGUGGCCGGACGAAGCUGUAUGCCUCCGAAAGAAGAAGAGACACUCUCGUCCUGAUCCCUUUGCCCGGCUCUCAGACCUGUGCCACCGUCAGCUUCCGGAAGACCAGACGGCCAUCCUCAACAGCGUGGAUCACGAUGACCCGGGCCACGCUACUCUGCUAUGACGUGACAUCACUCUAAAUGUCCCCAGGGUGGGGUGCUAGGCUAAAGGGGUGGAGAGGGACCAUUGUACAAGGCCAUGUCCUCCUCUGCCUAUCAUGGGAUGGCUCAGGCCCUUGUCCUGUGUGUUGUUGUCCCUCAUGCCAGUGGGGACCUCUCCCCCACUAUCUAGCCAGCUAGCUUUGCCCACGGGACAGAGGACUGGGGGAAGCGCUUUUAACUGUGGGUCAGAGUUGGGAGUAUAUGGGAAUGGAAAACAUCUCUCUCUCUACGCCACCUCUCUCUCCCACUUGGCUAGAUUGAUUUUUCUCACCUCUUUGAAAUGUCUUAGGAAAUGAGGAAGUGGAAAGCAAUGGCUUUUAGUCCUCUGCAUUUGUUUCAGUUUCCAAGUCCUGGGAGGGGGUUAGAGUUAUAUCCUGCCCUCCUAGCUCCACAUAUAUAUAGAUAUAGAUACAAAUGCACUUGUGUGUCGUUGGUGGGUUUCUCUAUGUGUAUAUAUAUGUAUAUUGAAGCAAAGUGCUUUUCUCCCUGUGGUCAGUGAAGGACUGAGGGAGAUUCUCAACAGCGGGCUUGGUGAGUAGGGCCUGCUACGGGCUGGGGGGGUGUCCUCAUGUCUGUCUUGGGAGAUCAUUCCGGCUGAAACAGGAUUCAUGCUUCCCAGCUGAGUUCUCCAUUGUUCUAUCUAGCCUCUCCCAUCUGGAGCAGAAAUGGGGGUCCCACCAUGAUUCUUAGCUCCCUGCUCGGCGGGUUGGCAACAAGUUAACACCUGAACUGAACCCGGGCCUUUGUUGCCUGCUUGCUAGGUGAGGAAAGCAUGGCCAGGCUUAAGGCCCGCCUGGCGUCUUUCUUUCUUCUGCAGUUCAGCACUUUCCACAGAUGUAGUGCUUGUUUAGCAGCGGGGCUGACCGGCAGGCCUGGUGUACAACCCCCUGCUCAUGUGGUCAUGCCUCAGUGUCUUCGGGUCCAGCCAGGGCUAGGGGCCCUGCAACCAAAGGCCCUCCUAUUCUGUAGCCACCUGUGCUGAGCAAGCUCUGUUUACCCAUCUCUGCUCGGCAGUCUGAGCUCUGCUCACCCCGCUGCUGAUUGGCUCCUCCUUUUCUUUUGUGUCUGCUAAUUCCCCAGAUUGAUUAAUUGCCAUUUGUGGGAGCUGCCUGUGGCUCCUUGGCAUACUCUCUGUGUGCUGCCUGCCAACUCUGUUCUGCCCUGGGGGUCCUUCUCCACCCCCUGGACCCAAUCUCUAGUGCACGAGAUGAAGAAAUGGGGGUGCCUCAUAUUGUUGAGUUCUGGGGUGUUCUUUCCUCACUGCUCCUAUGUGGAACUGCCUGAGUGAGGCACAGGGAUGAACGUGGAAGGGGUGGUGGGCAGGCACCAGGGUCCUAAUCCUUUCUCUGUCCAAAUAUUGUUCUGGUUCAAACUGUUAGCACUCAAAAGUUUUCCUAAUGCCACUUAUAAAUUCAGAUGCUUGUCUCGCUUCUUAAAAGGUUAUGGUGUUACUCAAGAGUAGAAAAGGAGGAGCGUGGGCCCACCUUCUCCUUUCCUCUGGCUUAACCUAAAGUAGUGGGAACUGCCAGCUUCCUGGAAGCGUUUCUUCUUGGUGCUGCUGUAUCCAUCUCUCUCCAGUGACUGCCUUGGGCAGUAGCCAUGCCUACUGGAAGGUUUCUGCUGCUCCCACAGAAACUGCCAGUCCCUUGACCUAGUGACUUUGAUGAUGUCCCAGGGACUGGGAAACCGUUCCUUUUCAGAGCUUCCAUCUUGGUGGAUUGACUGCAUAUGCAGCCAGGCCUUGGUGCUCCCUUUUCUCUCCUCGAGAGCUGGGAAUGGACUCCACAGUCGAGGCUUCACCAUGCAAGUCCUGUCACCACAGCUUUCUUCUGGACAUGGCAAAAAGAGGUGCUGAGGGCAGAGCGUCUUUUGCUCUGAGAUUAGGGCCACAUACCUUAGACCCUCCAACUGAUGUGAUUCUCCGAGGUGUCGGAGACCACUGGCCUCUCGACCUCAACUCUGAUGAAGCAGAAGGGUUGAGUUGGAAGACUCACGUUCUUUCUCAAAAGCGGCACACUGCUUCUUCCACUGUGACACCGUGGGCUGCUAACUCAGUGUCUUUGGGGCUGCUGGGAACAAGGCUGCCUGAAAUACUGGGGUAGUAUUUGGAGAUUCAUACUGGCCUAGCCUGUAGAGUUUGCUUGCUGUCUCACAUCACGUGACUUCUGAACCAUGGAGUAUAAAGGUAGGGUGUCAGGGCCCCUAGAUUUUGUAUUGAACUUGGACAACUAUUCUGAGGACCCUCCUGGGAAUUUUGGCCACUGUCUGGGCCUUGAAGUUACAACUGAGAAGAGGUUGCUGUCAAAGACUGCUUCUUUGGGAUGUUGUAGGGCCAAAAGCCUCAGUCCACGGCUAAGCUUGAGGGCUGGGCUUGCAGGCUGGGCUAACAAAGGUGCUGACUCCUUUCUCUUCUUGCCUCUGGCAGGGCCCCUUACCUCUGCCUUGCCGACCAAAUGGUGGAAACUGCUUUUUGACAGGCCACUGGGUGACAGCUGUGCUCUUGUGUCCCCUGGGCUCAGAAGGGGCACAAGGUCUACCCAUUCCAAAGUGGCCUCUCAUACAGUCUUCUCCUAAGAGGUCUUCCUUCUUGUGACUUUUCUUAGAGGCCAGCAGCAUUCCUGAAAUUCAGGAGACUGUUUCAGCCCUUCCUUUGAUGACUGCAUAGCAAACCAGCGGAUACAAUCCCCCAUGGUCAGUGGCUGACCAGGGUGUCAUAGAGGCACGAUCUUAAUUGCUAGAUGUGAGCACGUGUUUGACAGUCUGUUUAGAAAUGUGUGAUGUUGGGGUGUAUUCACUUCUAGGGACCAAUUACCUUUACACUCUUCCUCUGAACUUAGCAGUGACAAUGACUGAGCUUCCUAGGGCUCUCACCUUUCUUGCUAUGGGGGAUCAUGUCUUCCAAAUCCCCCCCUUUGGGUCCGGUAGCCUUGCAGAAGUAACUCAGUUCAAGACCUAUUCCUAUCCUCAGUAUUUUGUGUGUGUGUGUGUGUGUGUGUGUGUGUCCUUCCUUCUGCACUGUACCUGGAGACGCUACCCCGGUGUUUAAGCCGCCAGGCAGGAAGAGCAUAAACUGGUUCUCUAAGGGCCCAGAAAGAUUGCAAUUAUUUGACAGGAAAAAGAUGAGAAAUAAGAAGUGAAUCUUGUUUCUUGAAUUGACGGCUGAUCACACAGAUCUCGCUUUCAGUCUCUGAGUAGAGUUCUACGUGCUCAUGGCUGUGGGUGGCUAUUGGUCCAAUGUCUAGUGCUGGCCCCUGUCUAAUGGCCAGCCCAUCUCCUUCCCAGUUUUCUUUUCUUCUCUCUUUUUAAAAAUUGGAUUAUUUUCUUUAUUUACAUUUUAAAUGUUGUGCCCUUUCCUGUUACCCCCACCCAGAUGCCCCCUAUCCCAUCCCUCCUUCCCCUGCUUCUAUGAGGGUUUCCCCCCACCCCCACCCCUGCCUCCCUGCCCUCAAAUUCCCCUACACUGGAGUAUUGAGCCUUCACAGGACCAAGAGCCUCUCCUCCCAUUGAUGUACUCUUUGCUUGGUGGUUUAGUCCCUGGGAGCUCUGGGGGAUCUGGUUGGUUGAUAUUAUUGUUAUUUCUUUGGGGUUACAAACCCCUUCGGCUCCUUCUGUCCUUUUUCUAACUCCUCCAUUGGGGCCCCCAUUGGGGACCCUGUGCCCAGUUUUCUUAAAGGAACUAGGGCAGAAGAGAAGAGGGCUUCUGAGAUUCUUUCUCAGCCGGAAAGGUGCCACAACGCACAAUGUGAGCAAGGUCUAUGCUCUGUCUCCAGGGGCCUGGGCUAUGUAUUUAGGGGAGAUAUCAGCAGGGUAGGUUAGAACAGUUACUUGUUGGUAUUUCUCUCAGUGUGUUCUCUCUUUAUUUUUUUUUUCACGGUGAUCUAACCUAUUUGAGGUUGACCAGAUUUUAUUUGCUCAUUCUUCUGCCCCUUUUUCUUUAGAGGAACCUGGGCGAGGCUGGGGUGAGGGAUCCUUUUGCUUCCUCCUCCUGGUGACAUUGACACACAGUAGCUUCAGGGGCGGCACCCCGGAACAUUAGGGCAUCAUCGUUGCUUCCCAGGAUCUAAGUCUGGUACUGAGGCUAUUUCUUCUGACUUGGGUAGAAAAACCCUUUAAGAAGGCUUGGGGUGGGCGGGGAAAGUUAUAAGAUAAGUACAUUCUGUUAGUGUAUAGAGAACUCUAGGAAGUGAAUAGCUAAUGGUUUGGAUUUGCUUUGCUUGCAUGCAAAAAGUGCUUUGGGGGACUCUGCAGGGACUUAGGGGGUGGGAGGAUAGAGUCAAGAGCGGAGAUCGGGGGCCUGGGAGGUACUGCUACUACUGUUUUCUCUAAGAUCCUGAGCAUUCUCACCAAUGCUCCUUGGCUGGGCCCUACCCUUUGUGCAAGCUCCAAGCCCUGCUGUUUAUCUUUGUCUCUUUGGGAACAGGCUCAGGAUGUGGCUUAGCCGGCACUCUGCAUUGAAUAUAGUAGUUGAUAGGGCAGGUGGGAUUGAGGAAGGGAAGUUAGACUGCCGGAGAGUGGAAGGAACGCCUGAUGUGAGACUUAGAAGGAUGGGAGACUGGUCUUCAAAUGCCCAUGGUAGCUCCUUGUUGGUGGAAAGGGAACGGUUGUUCUCAGGAGCUUGGUCCUUAUUCUCAUGGCUGCUGUAGCAGGCAGGCUGUGUGUGAAAGUGCCUAGUGCUGGUGCUGGUGGUGGAGAGGAGGUGUGCCUCCAGUCUUGUCAGUUUUCUUCUUGAGCUAUCACGAAUGCCUUCAUCCUGGAGGCUAACAGUGGCCUCGUGACUAGAGGCUUUGCUUUCAAUUUCUCUUCCUUUGAUAGGUUAAAGAUACCACACUGUAGCUAUGACAGUAAACUAAUUACAUCUGAAACCAGAGACCAUCUAUUGUGUCCUUACUCUGUAGAACUUCCUCUUGGAUCAAGAGGAAAAACUGAAGAUCUCUUUAAGAGAAGUCAAUAAACUGAGAAUCAAAGCCUGGUUGGACUCUAAGAACUCUCCCCACAUCCUGCAACUUGGUGUUUGCAUGGCUGGCUUAUAACUCCUUCAUGGAAUCAGCAUGGGUCCAGUGCCUUGUGUCUGGGCCCCUAUCUAUGCUUCCAAAUGAGCUUUCAGAAAAAAUACACUGUCUGCACCAGAUGUUUGGUGUCUUGGAUGGCCAAGAAGGUAGAAGUUGUUUCAUGACCCCAU